Aspergillus sclerotioniger CBS 115572 is the source of this 1437-nucleotide messenger RNA. Its product is annotated as ATP synthase complex assembly protein ATP12. Gene Ontology annotation, cellular component: mitochondrion. Lineage: Eukaryota; Fungi; Ascomycota; Eurotiomycetes; Eurotiales; Aspergillaceae. The record is from RefSeq and is a predicted model, not a curated record. Bases 203 to 1306 code for a protein of 367 amino acids. Gene Ontology annotation, biological process: mitochondrial proton-transporting ATP synthase complex assembly. The transcript has 2 exons.
GUGGCUGUGGCGCCUGUGGCGUUCCAACGGAGUCCCGAUUCAGGUAGUCCUCCGAUUUACCAAUCGGCCCGUUGCACGGGAAAUGAGAAGACAGGGAAAGAGGGAAUUUGAGACCCUGGGAAGAUCUAUGUUAGUUUCUUGAACUCAUCCACUUGUCCUUUUCUCUCUCAUAUUACCCUUCGAAGCAUUUACGUGAAAGGCGAUGCCCACGUUUCAUCGGGCCGUCGCGGCUAUCUCCCGACAGGCACUCUUGAAAGGUGCGCAGCGCAAGGAUGUUAUAUCACGCUUUAUCAGUACUACAUCACUGAAGUCCGCCAUUGCUCAUCCCAUUACCACCCAUGGCCCCCCACCCAGGGUCCCUUCACCUGUGUCUGCUCAUGCGGACCAGCGGCAGAGAGAUGCGGGAUCGCAUCAGAAAGGCGAGACAGGUCCGCAGUCAGGGAAAACAUCCAAUGUGCUCAAGAAGCGUUUCUGGAAGAAUGUUGAUGUAAACCAGAAGCCAGAAGGAGACUAUCAAGUUUUGCUAGACACGCGCCCUAUUCGGACACCCUCGAAAGACGUCUUAUACAUACCACCAACGAAGCCAUAUCUUGCCCAUGCAAUUGCGCUAGAAUGGGACGUCAUGACCACCGCCCAGCAAGCGCUGAAGAAUCAUCUCAUUCCCCUAACCUCUCUUGCCGCCCGUGCGGCAGAUAUUGCCAGAGAAGAUGCUCGCGGCGAGACCAUUACCAGGGAUCAAAUAGUGAAAACUGCGAUGCGUUAUUUGGACACGGACACCCUGCUGUGCUGGGUGCCAGUACAGAAUGCCCAUGCUGCUGGUGAGGCGGAUGGUGAUGGCGAUGGCAAGAGACCGGAAAGCCUCCGGGAAGCUCAGGUUAGGGUUGCUCAAGAUACAAUCGCCUUUUUGAGCACUAAGGUGUGGCCUGGCGUGGAUAUAAAACCUAUACUCGACAGCGAUAGCAUAUUGCCAGUCUCCCAACCUCAGCCUACGAAAGACAUCAUUGAACAGUGGGUCUCGAGUUUACAGGCCUACGACCUGGCUGGACUGGAGCGAGGAGUGCUGGCCGCCAAGAGCUUGUUAAUCGCUGUCCGAUUGGUUUCUGAGUGGAGUGAGAGCUUCCGUCAUGUGCAACGACCAGGGCGGGAGAGAUUUGGCAUUGCGGAGGCUGCAGAAGCAUCCAGUCUGGAAGUCAAGUGGCAGACUGAUAUGUGGGGGGAGGUUGAGGAUACCCAUGAUGUUGACAAGGAGGAUCUGAAGCGACAGUUGGGCAGCGUCAUUGUGGUGGUGAGUGGAGAAACAAGAUGAUGGUCCUGAUGCAUCCAUAAUGUGUUCGGCCCUGAAGACCACUCGAUUUGUACAUUAUAUGCCGUAUAUUCUCUCGUUUUGAUAAACCUAUGAGAAAUCAAUGUACACUAGAAUCUCGAUCUCCGCCUGUU